UUCCAGAUGAAAUGAGGAAGGAGAAACCUCUCGUACGUUCUCUCGUUGGACAUCACGUUGGAAUAAAGGGCGCUCUCAUGAAAGCGCGUGGAAACGAUGUGACGCGACACAACGCGAUCGGCGAGAGAGAAGCGCCGAUCUUACAAACGAAUGCACACACGACAUCUCUUCCGUUAUCGCCGUUAUCAUCUAUCGCCAACGAGGAGCGAGCGAGGGAGGCGAGGAAUAGGCGAAGCGAUUCAUCGGGAGGAAACGAAGCGUGGCCGCGGUUGCAGCACGCGGUGGGCCAGGAAAAUCACGCUCGACCUCCGGCCCUGACCCACGGAGUCCCGCAGUAGCAAAGACGCCAGACUAAAGACGAGAUCUUGACUGUGCCCUUCGGUGGCGGCGCGAUGAACAUUCACAUUGACCACUAGCCAAGGCAUGCGAGAUAACUUCGUGCGAAUUAACUCUUUUAAAUGCUACGUCUGGCACAUCAAUUUUCGUCAAAUUUGAACAUUAGAUAAAAUUCUAUCUCAAUAUAAUCAGUGUCGCGUUAAAAUAAAAUUCAGAAAUAACAAA
This is a messenger RNA of Pogonomyrmex barbatus (red harvester ant), 561 nucleotides long. RefSeq lists its product as uncharacterized. The record is from RefSeq and is a predicted model, not a curated record. Lineage: Eukaryota; Metazoa; Arthropoda; Insecta; Hymenoptera; Formicidae.